Molecule: messenger RNA, 960 nt
Organism: Fraxinus pennsylvanica
Lineage: Eukaryota; Viridiplantae; Streptophyta; Magnoliopsida; Lamiales; Oleaceae
Source: the annotation of a GenBank genome assembly
AUGGGUUACACCAAAGAGCAAUUGCUGACUUUCUUACAGGAGCUUCAAAUAGAUUUUGCCCAGUAUGAGCAUCCUGUUGUUUUGACAGUUGAAGCUCAGGCAAAGUAUGUCGGGCACAUGAAAGGUGCAUUGAGUAAAAAUUUAUUCUUAAAGGAUAAGAAACACAGAUUUUAUAUUGUUUCUGCUCUGGCGGAUACAAAGGUGGAUUUGAAAGUUUUGUCUCAGAGGCUGGGUCUGGGGAAAGGAGGUUUAAGAAUGGCUCCAGAAGAAGCACUUGGCGAAAUGCUUCAGGUUCCUCUGGGUUGCGUUACUCCAUUGGCACUUGUAAAUGAUUCAGCACGGCAUGUUUGUUUGUUGUUAGAUCAAGGAUUCAAAUCUCAAGAAUGUUGUUUCUUCCAUCCAUUGUCUAAUGACAUGUCUAUUGCUAUUAAUUCCCGUGAUCUCGACAAGUUUCUGAAUUCAAUAGGAAAAACCCCGGCGUACAUUGACCUGGAGGCAAACCCUCCAGUAGGGAAGGAUCAACCUCCUGAUUUGGCUGGUCUUGUUCCAUCAGACGCUGUAGUCUUGCCUGACCCUCCAGAAAAAACAGCAUCUUCUCAAGGUCCUGAAAAGAAUCAUAUCUCACCGAAUAACAAACCUACAGCCACUGCAGCAAAAGUGGUAAAACCAUCCAAUGCUUCACAAAGGGAGAAAUCAGACAGUGCUGUGAACUUGUCAAGCUCCUUUGGUGACUCUGAAAAACUUGUUGAAGAAAUCUUGGAGAAGACAACAUCCAUAAUUCUUUCUGAGGUCAAAGAGGAGAACAUGGAGAAAUAUCGGGAACAAUUGGGUACCAUGGUAUCAAACAGUAUUAGAAAACAGCUUUCCGUGGAGUUGAAGAGCACACUCUCAAUGUUCAAGAACACAUCAUAUACAGAAGGCUUCUACGCUGGGACUCAACAUCAGCCCAAAAGAAUGUGA